CGUAGAAAUAAGAGCACGGUGGGCGUGGUUACAGACUAGCUCCGCCCUUUGACGCCAUCUUAUGGUGGAAGAGGCGGCUUUGGGACGGGAGGAGAGUGGUGGCAUAAGGAGAUGUCUCAGGGAUCUGCUUCGGACUUUGACCUGAUGAAUGCACUAGAUUGGAGCGACGGCAUUGCAACCCUUCCUGGAAGUCAGAUACGGUUCCGGCUUAGUGAGUUUGGCACCCUGGAAAUCAUUACAGAUUCUGACACGAAUCUGGCUACCUCCUCUAGCACCCAAGAAGCAGAGAAAGCUGUUCCAAGCUCCACCUGUCCUACUCCUGACCAAGAGUCUAAAAUUUCCAUUGAAACAAAUUCUGACAAGAUGGAGAAAAAGGAAGUGGUAACAGAGAGUGAGAACGUAGCUCCCUUUGUAGAAGAGCAACCAACUAUACAGACUCCCUCCACUGUGACCACAGGCCAUGUGACCAGUACAGAAAAUGAGCGUCCUCAGAGGCUUCGAAAAAAGAGGAAGCUUCUUAUGGACUCAGGGGAUGAAGAAGAGGCAAUUGAGGAAGAUGAGGAUAAAAUAAAAGGGCACCAGAAGAGUCGAAAAGCUUCCAAAUACAUAAAAACAGCUUCACUACCUAAGAAAAAGUUGUGGAACUGGGUCUCCUACCUAGAUGAGGAAAAGAUGCAAGCUGCCCCACUCAAACUCUUCAAAGAGCAUCAGUCUUUCCCACAGUCACGGAACAGCUUUAAAGUGGGAUUAAAGUUGGAAGCGAUAGACCCAGAACAUCCGUCCUUGUAUUGUGUCCUAACUGUGGUAGAGGUUCAAGGUUACAGAAUGCGACUUCAUUUUGAUGGCUAUCCUGACUGCUAUGAUUUUUGGGUUAAUGCAGAUUCCCUGGAUAUACACCCAGUGGGUUGGUGUGAGAAAUCUGGACACAGGCUCAUGCACCCUAAAGGUUACAAGGAUGGAGAGUUUAAUUGGCCUACAUACCUGAAGCAAUGUAAGGCUCAGGCUGCUCCAAAAACUUUCUUUAAAAGUUAUAACACGCCUGUUACACCCUCUGGUUUCCGAGUAGGUAUGAAACUGGAAGCUGUGGAUCGAAAGAAUCCCUCCUUGCUGUGCGUGGCUACAAUAUCCGAUAUUGUAGAGAACAGAUUGCUCAUUCAUUUUGACAGCUGGGACCACAGCUAUGAUUACUGGUGUGAUGCCAGCAGUCCAUACAUCCGACCAGUUGGACACUCGAAAGAGUUUGGUAUAUCUCUGACACCACCACCAGAAUUUAAAGACCCUAAAAGUUUCUCCUGGGAGGUGUAUCUGGAGAAGACUGGAGCCCAGGCAGCCCCAGCAAGGGCUUUCAAAGUGCGCCCUUCUCAUGGGUUCCAACCAAACAUGAAGCUGGAGGCUGUAGACAAGAGAAAUCCCAUGCUAAUCCGAGUCUGCAGUAUUGUACAGAGAGAUGAAAACCGCAUUAAGCUCCAUUUUGAUGGUUGGAGUUCCCUUUAUGACUUCUGGGUGGAUGCCGACGGUCCGGAUAUACACCCAGUUGGUUGGUGUGCAAAGACUGGACACCCCCUCCAGUUGCCUCCUGUUGCAGACACAGCUGCUAUUCCUGGGCAAGGUUGUCCUAUUGCUGGGUGCAAAGGAAUUGGACAUGUGCGAGGACCGAGAUAUGGCACUCAUUACACUGCUGUUGGCUGUCCCUAUUCGGAGGUAAACCUGAACAGAGAAAAUUUAUUGCAGGAUCGUCUUUGUGGGGAACGGCCUCCACCAACCCACAACACAUUAAAGCCCCGUAGACCAGGGACACCCAACCUUAUAACUGACCCCCCACCUGAUUCUCCACAGUCCAGAAAGUGUCCAACGCCUACUGAGGAGCAGUGGGGACGAAGCAACAUGUGGGAGAUGGCAGAAUGGCUAGAGGAGGAAGCAGAAACUAAGCCAGAGAUUAAAAGUGGUGCUCACACGUAUAUCCGCCUGCAACUGAUUAGACAGGAUAGAGAUGGUACAGAUUGUGAAUUGAGUUUGGAGCAACCACUGCAUCAGUCAGUGUUCAUGACAUCACUCUCCUCAGACCCUGGUCAUCGUAUUCACCUGUGCUGGGAACAGCAAUGCCACCUGCUUCCGGAGGUGUCAGCAUAUACUGCUAAAUCUGUCAGCAAGUGGAAUGCUGAAGAAGUUGCUCAGUUUGUCCAGCAGCUGCCAGGGUGUAUGGAACAAGCCUCUAUCUUCAGAGACGAGCAAAUAGACGGGGAAGCCUUCCUACUUCUUACUCAGAGUGACUUGGUGAAGAUUUUGGGGCUCAAACUGGGACCUGCUUUGAAAAUCUCUAAUUCUAUCACUAUGUUCCACAAUCUGGCGCAGAAUUGAUGUGGUACAGAGCUAGAUAAAAAGUAAAAAACUGAAUGAGUCCUAUCUUGCUGAAGAAGGUGGUAUAAAUAAUAGCAACACAAGAUGGUACAACAAACUUUGAACAGUCUCUUCCUGUUUUUAAUCCAGUGGAUUCAUCACUCUGUCCUUGGCCAGAAAGGCACAUACCCAGUAAGAUUGCUGCAAAAUAUCACAUGAGUAAUAAGGAUUUUCUUACGAAAUCGUUAAGUUGCACAAUCCUGCGCUGGGAUCAACCCGUGGAGUUUGAGGAUUUCUCUGUGUAUUCUCAGAUGUUUUGGUGUUUGCUUAAUCAUUAUGUAGUAUAGGAGCACUAUAGUACUGACGUAAGAGGCGCAAUGAUGAAAUUGAUGCUGUGGUGCCUUACUGCUUUUAUUCCUAGUGAUUUCGUCCACUAGGGGUUUAAAUAAAGUAUAGCAGAAUAUUUUUGGUUUCUCAUACAAAAAGUAAAACAAAAAAUUGUUGUCAA
Molecule: messenger RNA, 2845 nt
Organism: Pseudophryne corroboree (corroboree frog)
Lineage: Eukaryota; Metazoa; Chordata; Amphibia; Anura; Myobatrachidae
Gene: L3MBTL3
Product: L3MBTL histone methyl-lysine binding protein 3
Exons: 22
Coding region: 112-2358 (748 amino acids)
Biological process (GO): negative regulation of DNA-templated transcription
Cellular component (GO): nucleus
Molecular function (GO): zinc ion binding; histone binding; chromatin binding
Source: RefSeq, a predicted model, not a curated record